Cucurbita pepo subsp. pepo (vegetable marrow) is the source of this 318-nucleotide messenger RNA. The record is from RefSeq and is a predicted model, not a curated record. NCBI's taxonomy places the organism in Eukaryota, Viridiplantae, Streptophyta, Magnoliopsida, Cucurbitales, Cucurbitaceae.
AUGGCUUCCGCAAUUCUGAAGCGUGUCAACGCCUCCGCAAUGAGCUCGCUGGUUGAAUCUAUGCGAAUCCGAGCUUCAUCACGAGCCUUUGCGGCGGUGGCGGUCGGGACUGAUAUCGUAUCCGCCGCACCGGAUGCUGCUCUCCAGAAGGCUCGGAGCUGGGACGAAGGUGUCUCCUCCAAGUUCUCAACGACUCCGCUUAAAGACAUUUUCAAGGGUGCAUAUACAGGAGUUUGUUCCCAGCAGCACGUUCCUAGCUACAAGAAUAAAAUGGAUGAGUUCAAGGCUAAGGGAAUUGAUUCUGUUAUUUGCGUGUCU